AUGGCGCAAAUGGGUUCCGCACUGCCGCAAGCAAGUACAAACGGCGAGGCAGUCGGUCACAUUGUCAUUCUGAAAGAAGGUCUAGACAAAGGCCACCUUGACGAGCAUCUUAAAGCUGUUAAAGGUGUCCAGAAGCGAAGUGAUCGUGAUGACACUAGCGAGACUGGCGUUAAGCAUAUCAUCGACGGUAUCAUCUACGGAUUCCAAGGCUACACCGGAGUAUUCACGCCCGAGGAACUUAAGUUUAUCAAAGAUCAUGAGCAUGUCGACUAUGUCGAAGAAGAUAUAAUCUUAUCUGAACCACUUGUUGAGACUCGAGAGGUUUCUGACAGAGAGCUCGCCGUUGAGGACGAAAUCGCCGACACGGACGCCAAAAAUGUCCCGGCGGGGUCUGCUGGAGGCCCCAACAGGCAAAAGUCGACCAUCGGAGGAGGUACCUUGAGCUGGGGACAAGGAUAUAGCACGCUUCUCGGCAAGGGUCUGCGUGUCGAUGUCGUGGUUCCCCUGACUGAUAACGUCAAAAGAGAUAACCCCACCAUGCUUAACAAGACGAACCCGGCAACCGUCCUUAACGAGACGAACCCGGUAACCGCCUAUAACUUUACGGCCCCUAGCGCUAACCUGACAGGGGUCGUCAAUCUUCUCGAGUACUUUGCCGAACCGGACCCGGACACCAUUUUUGACGACCUUCCCGACGUGGCUCCAGAGGAGGUUGCUGAAGAGAACGGGAAGCGUGCGGUUGUUAACAUUCCCGGCUGCACAGGCAAGAUCCACACUCAUUUCAAGCUGACUGAGGACUAUGACUCCUAUAUGCACGCGCUAGAUGUAAGCGCGUCCUUGGCCAUCUCUGGUUGGGGCCAGUCGGCAGCGAUUUCGGGAAACUAUCUUGAUCAAGCAAAGGCAAGUAUGAGCAACGAUGCUUUAACCUUUGUUGCUACUAUUGAAAUUGAAAAGCAGCAAGACUAUCAGAAUGGACACUUUGAUGCCGCGAGCUAUACUCCAGAUCAGUUCUAUAAAACCCAUGGAGACAGAUGGAUCAAAGGCUAUAAACGAGGCGGCAAACUGAUGGCUCGACUGAUUUUCAGGGCCAAAGACAGCAGCAAGACAAAGGAGGUCAAAGCCCAUGCGGAAGCUGCCCUGCGAUUCUGGGGCGUCAGCGGCGAUAUCAGCGUUUCAGUCAAGGAUAGCAUGGAGCAAGUGGACAAGCAUGCCGACGUCGAUAUCACCAUGUUUCAGGAAGGCAAUCUGGGAACAUUCAUGACCAACACCGACGGCGCCGUGUCUGAAAAGUCUAGCCUUGGCUCCGCGUCUGGAUCGUUUAAGCAAGUCAAGGAGUGGGCCGAUAAGUUUAUGCAGCAUGCUUGUGAUCACAACUUUGCCUACCGACCUGUGUUGGAGGAAUAUAACACUCUCCCCGGUUUCCCGGCAAACCAGCGCGUUCACGACUAUGGUACUGUACGCAUAAUGUCUAAUCGUAUCUUGCGGGAAUUGGUCAAAUUGUCGGAGCUCGUCACCACUAUCACUCGUCAUCUUGAAGAUUUAGGAGGCUAUGAUGAGAAAAUAUUUGAUAUGCAUUUUGAGUUUUUAGAUGAUAUUGUGACUGGGAGCAAGGAAUGGGUCGAGCAAGCUGCAGAAAAUCCGAGGGACGCGAGAUCGAGGGCAAAAUCCUUGAUGUCGAAAUUUCGAAAGUUCAACUUGACUUGGAAAGACUAUCUCAGCCCAUAUGCUGCUUUGCUUGAUUGA
Molecule: messenger RNA, 1743 nt
Organism: Beauveria bassiana ARSEF 2860
Lineage: Eukaryota; Fungi; Ascomycota; Sordariomycetes; Hypocreales; Cordycipitaceae
Exons: 12
Coding region: 1-1743 (580 amino acids)
Source: RefSeq, a predicted model, not a curated record